Molecule: messenger RNA, 11460 nt
Organism: Eupeodes corollae
Lineage: Eukaryota; Metazoa; Arthropoda; Insecta; Diptera; Syrphidae
Gene: sdk
Product: protein sidekick
Exons: 18
Coding region: 1210-8115 (2301 amino acids)
Biological process (GO): cell-cell adhesion; axon guidance
Cellular component (GO): axon; plasma membrane
Molecular function (GO): protein binding
Source: RefSeq, a predicted model, not a curated record
GCACUCAGUUUGGUUUUGUCCGUCGUCGUUGCGCGAUGUGUGUUUCUGUUGUGUCCAUGGAUGGGAAAUAACGGUCGGGCUAAAAAUUCUUCACCUAAAUUUAAUUUAUCGCGCCGAAAUUUCGCUCAUUCUAACGUUAAUUAUUGUAAUUACAAAAUCAUUUGAUAAACAAAAUAAAAGCUCAAAGGCAAAUAAAUGAAUAGGAAGUGAUAAUGAGAUUUUGUGAGAAGUCCUUAGGGAAUUACAUUUUAACCCAUGACACCAACAACGAGACCAGAUGAAUCAACAGGUGGCUUGUCUUUGUUUCUAAUUUGUGUGUUCCAAAGGCGGUGUGUAUGAUAAUAAAAGAAAAAAUAAGUUAAAACCAUAAAUGUUUAUUAAGUUCCAAAGAGAUGGCUGUCGGUACCACCUCUAGCUCUGUUUACUUUAAGUGAAAAUUUAAUAUAAAAGGAAUCGAAGGCAACAAAAGCAAUUUCCUCGAAUUCAUUCAAAAAUAUCUCUGGAAAUAAAAUUGAAGUGUUGAAUAUAGUUUUUAAUUAAAAGAGAGAGAGAGAGAAAAUAAAUUAUAAGUUUAUUUAUCAAGAAAAUGUAAACGAAAAGAAAAAGAGGUUCGUUGGAUCGUUCCCUUUUGUAUUUGUGUACCUUGUGUGGUUUAAAAGUGUGUUCCAUUCCCAUUCGGCUUGCCUAGCUUUUAGUUUGGCGAUCGGCGCUCAGAUCGGAUCCGCUCAGGUGCAGGUGUGUUGAAUGUUGACCAGGGAAAAAGGAAGGGGGCUCUUUGCACAAAUACCUACAAAUUCAUUGUUUUUCCUAUUCUCACGGCAAAGGUGUGACCCAGGUGUUUUAAAAGUGUUUGUGAGUUCAUGCUACAGCCGCAGUCGCCGGGUAAACGGGGUGAAAACGUGUUUUUACUCGUAGUCUAUCUAUGUUGUAUUUUUGAGUGUGAGAGCGAGAUAACAACAACAACACAAAACAACGCAUGAAGAUCGUUUAAAUUUGUAUUGUGCUAAAUAUGCUACGUCAUUAAAAGAAGCAAACAAAAAAGAAAAACAUAAAUAAAUAAAAUAAAUUAUUUAAAAUGUUACUAAAGUUAAAUUAGAUCUUUUUUUGUAAAUUUGUAAUUAAAAGAAAGUUAAUUUAAAUUUUCAUCCAUCUUCUUAAUAAUUCCGUUAAAUAAUAAAAACUUCAACACAAAAACUACAACAACCAACGAUGGAGGAACGAGAGAGGCGGCUGAGGCUGAGACUGAGGCUGCGACUGCGGCAUUCCUCUUCAAGUUUUCAAAGCAAAAGGAUAACAAAGGCGCAUUUGUGGAUUACCUGUUUUGUGAUCGUGCUCUUUGGAAAUAUUUAUCCAUGUAGUUGUACAGAUGGUCCACAAAUACAAGCGCCAAGAUUUACAACACAACCUUCAUCUUCUGGCUCUAUUGUGAGUGAAGGGAGGACGAAAAUUCUACAAUGCCAUGCGUUAGGAUAUCCACAGCCCAUGUACCGUUGGUUAAAGGAUGGUCUACCAGUUGGAGACUAUUCGUCGAGUCAAUACUACCGGAUACACAAUACCAGACGAGAGGAUGCAGGCAGCUAUCAAUGCAUUGCCAAGAACGAUGCUGGAUCUAUAUUUAGUGAAAAAAUUGAUGUCGUUGUUGCAUACAUGGGCAUCUUUGAGGACCAGCAAGAGGGUCGUCUGGCAGUGCACUCUGGCCAUCCGGCGGUUUUUGAUCUGCCACCAAUUGAAUCAGUGCCAACGCCGUCCGUAAUGUGGCAAACCGAAGAAGGACCACUCAAUUACGACAUAAAAUAUGCCUUCACCAAACCCAACCAACUGAUAAUUCUCAGUUCGGAUGAAUCCGAUCGCAAGGCAUACCGCGCCCGGGCCAUCAACACCCAACUGGGCAAAGAGGAGAACAGUGCCUUCAUUCAUUUGAAUGUCAGCGGCGAUCCCUACACCGAAGUAGCUCCCGAAAUAAUCGUUCAUCCGGAGGAUAUGAAACUGAAGCGUGGCGAACAAGUGGCUGAGCUGCAGUGCAUUGCGAAUGCGAGGCCAUUGCACGAGAUCGAAACACUGUGGUUGAAGGACGGCAUCUUGAUCGAGAACUCUGGAGUGCCGCAUACACUCAACGAUCCAUGGAAUCGAACGCUGGCACUGCUUUCGGCUAAUCUGACGCAUUCCGGCGAGUAUACGUGUCAAGUGCGGCUGCGAUCGGGAGGAUUUCCGACAGUGACAUCAACUGCAAAAGUUGAAGUUCAAGAACCGCCGACAUUUUUUACGCCGAUGCGAUCGGAGACGUAUGGAGAGUAUGGAGCUGUAGUGACGUUGCCAUGCGACGUUGUUGGUGAUCCUUCGCCAGCUGUUGUCUGGUACCGGAAUGCCAUUCCCAUUGAUACAGCUGAUGUCAGAUACACACUGAAGGAGGACAACUCGUUGGUAAUCAAAAAGCUGACAAUUGAUGAUUCGUCGAUGUUCCAGUGUCUGGCAUCAAAUGAAGCCGGUGAAAAGUCUUCAUACACUUGGUUGCGAGUAAAAAAAGCUCGUUCAUCUAAAAAGGAUGCUCUUGUCGUUGUUGGUGAAAAUGCUAUACAUAAUAUGAAUACUCUAAAAAAUGCUUAUGCCGAAACUAACACAAAAAAUAAUGUGCUUAUGAAGAAUCAGACUACUAACUUUUAUAGAGAAUUUUUGAAACGGGUUAAACGCUUAGCUCAACCGCGUAUUAUUCGUGUUAGAGCAUCUCAUACUGGAACAACUGGUAGACGCAAGGAUUUUCGCUUCGCCUCGACUCCGAUUAUGGAGCAACCACCACUAAAUGUGACCGCAUUGGAUGGCAAGGAUGCAACUAUUUCGUGCCGGGCUGUUGGUGCUCCAAAUCCAAAUAUCACAUGGGUGUACAACGAAACCCAACUAGUUGAAGUGUCGAGCCGGGUACAGAUCCUGGAGUCUGGGGACUUGCUGAUAUCAAAUAUUCGCGAAUCUGAUGCUGGACUUUAUACGUGUGUCCGUUCGAAUGAAGCUGGAACUGUUAACGGGGAAGCGUAUUUAGGAGUUCUGGUUCGAACCCAAAUAAUUCAGCCUCCAGUGGACACUACAGUACUUCUCGGUCUAACAGCUUCACUCCAAUGCAAGGUUUCAAGUGAUCCAACAGUUCCCUUCAACAUAGAUUGGUAUCGAGAAGGACAUCCGACACCAAUUAUCAAUUCCCAGCGAAUUGGUGUUCAAUCUGAUGGAACACUCGAACUGCAAGCAGUCCGUGCUUCAGAUGUUGGAACUUAUUCAUGUGUUGUCACCUCACCCGGUGGCAAUGAAACCCGAUCGGCUAGAUUGAGUGUCAUAGAGCUUCCAUUCCCACCGACCAAUGUUAAAGUCACCCGCUUAGACUCACCUAGCCAGCGAGCGAUAAAUGUAUCCUGGACACCAGGAUUCGAUGGAAAUAGUCCGGUGUUGAAAUUUAUCGUUCAGAAACGUGAAGUUUCAGAACUUGAACAAUUCGUAGGUCCAGUACCAGAUCCAUUGUUAAAUUGGAUAACAGAGCUUAGUAACGUUUCGGCCAAUCAACGUUGGAUUCUUUUGACAAAUUUAAAAGCUGCCACAGUUUAUCAAUUCCGUGUGAGUGCUGUCAAUCGAGUUGGUGAAGGUUCACCAUCAGAAGCAAGUAACGUCAUAGAGCUGCCACAAGAAGCAUUACCGCUUAACCGAGCGCCAUCUGGACCUCCAGUUGGAUUUGUUGGAUCGGCACGAUCGAUGUCGGAGAUUAUCACCCAAUGGCAGCCGCCAUUGGAAGAACAUCGAAAUGGGCAAAUUUUGGGCUAUAUUAUUCGAUAUCGACUCUUUGGAUACAACAAUAGCCCUUGGACGUAUCAAAAUAUCACAAACGAGGCUCAGAGGAAUUAUUUGAUUCAAGAAUUGAUAACUUGGAAGGAUUAUGUUGUUCAAAUAGCUGCCUAUAAUAAUAUGGGAGUGGGAGUGUACACGGAAGGGGCGAAAAUCAAGACUAAGGAGGGCGUUCCGGAAGCCCCGCCGACAAAUACGAAAGCCUCACCAUUGAAUUCGACAGCCAUCAAAGUCUCGUGGAAACCACCAAAUCCUCAACAAAUCAAUGGAAUAAAUCAAGGCUACAAAAUUCAAGCUUGGCAAUAUGAAAUAAUCGACGGAGAGGAGCAUGAGUCGGAGGCGAAGAUGAUGACAGUCCCACCAAGUUUACUAGACCCCUUGGCCGAACAAACAACUAUCAUGGGAGGCCUUGAGAAAUUCACAGCCUACAAUGUUACUGUUUUGUGUUUCACUGAUCCCGGUGAUGGUAUCCGCAGUGGAAUGGUUCCAGUGAAGACGUUGGAAGAUGUCCCAGACGAGGUAGCAUCCCUGCAUUUUGAUGAAAUAUCCGAUCGGGCAGUGAAAGUGAUUUGGGCGCCACCGAAAAAUGUUAAUGGCGUUUUGACGGGCUACACUGUGCGAUAUCAGGUCAAGGAUCGUUCGGAGACUUUAAAGUCCAUAAAUCUUACUGCGACUGAGACCAGCUUAAGGGUUACACAGCUUCAGGCAACAACCCAUUAUUGGUUCGAGAUCAAAGCCUGGACACAGGUUGGUGCUGGCCCGACAAAAACCGCCACCAUUCAGUCUGGUGUCGAACCAGUUCUUCCACAUGCCCCAACACAAUUGGCGUUGUCGAAUAUUGAGGCAUUUUCAGUGGUUCUUCAGUUUACCCCAGGUUUUGAUGGAAACUCGUCAAUUACCAAGUGGAGAGUUGAGGCGCAAACAGCCCGGAAUAACACCUGGUUCACGGUGUAUGAAGUGUCAGAUCCCGAUGCUUCCACAUUGACAGUGAUUGGUCUCAUGCCAUUCACUCAAUAUAAAUUAAGACUGAUUGCUACUAAUGUGGUGGGAGCAUCGGAACCAUCCGAGCCCACCAAAGACUUCCAAACCAUACAAGCCAGACCGAUGCAUCCUCCUUUUAAUGUGACGGUUCGAGCAAUGAGUGCAACGGAACUACGAGUUCGAUGGAUUCCCUUACAACAGACCGAAUGGUUUGGAAACCCAAGGGGUUAUAAUAUAACUUAUCGUCAAGUUGAUGCCACUGGCAUUGGCAAAACAACAGCUCUAAGCGUCUUGAUUGAGGAUCACACGGCAAACUCCCAUGUUCUGGAUACCCUUGAGGAAUGGACGGUCUAUGAGAUAGUGAUGAAUGCUUGUAAUGAUGUGGGAGCCUCGAAGGAUAGUAUCAAGGCAGUGGAGCGUACGCGUGAGGCUGUUCCAUCAUUUGGACCCUUAGAAGUGCAAGCUAAUGCAACAUCAUCGACCACCAUUGUUGUUAGAUGGGGAGAGGUACCAAAGGAGCACCGGAAUGGCCAAAUCGAAGGCUAUAAGGUGUAUUAUGCAGCCACCAAUCGUGGUGGUCAAGUUUUACAUAAGACUAUCUCUAACAACUCAUCUUUCACUACAACCCUCACUGAAUUGAAGAAGUAUGUCGUUUACCACAUCCAAGUUCUGGCUUUCACUCGACUUGGAGAUGGAGCUCUAAGCACUCCCCCGAUUCGUGUGCAGACCUUCGAGGAUACACCAGGUGCUCCAUCGAAUGUCUCAUUUCCCGAUGUGUCGUUUUCAACUGCAAGGAUUAUCUGGGACGUUCCUGAAGACCCAAAUGGAGAGAUUCUAGCUUACCAAGUCACAUACUCACUUAAUGGCAGUGUGAAUCUCAACUACAGUCGAGAAUUUCCUCCGUCAGAUCGGACUUUCCGCGCAACACAGCUGCUAGCUGAACGCUACUACAUUUUCAGCGUAACAGCUCAGACCAGGUUGGGAUGGGGAAAGACGGCUUCUGUUCUCGUUUACACAACAAACAACCGUGAACGGCCACAAGCACCAUCUUCACCUCAGAUAUCACGGAGUCAGAUUCAGGCUCAUCAGAUCACCUUCAGUUGGACACCAGGCCGUGAUGGUUUCGCACCUCUACGGUACUAUACUGUUCAGAUGCGUGAGAAUGAGGGACCGUGGACAUCACUCCCAGAGCGUGUUGAUCCAAGUCUAGCCUCCUACACUGCCACUUUUUUGAAACCCCACACGAUAUAUCAAUUUAGAAUCCAAGCAACAAACGAUCUUGGUCCGUCGACUUUCAGCCGAGAGAGCAUAACAGUUCGUACUCUUCCCGCAGCUCCAGCGAAAGGCGUGAGUAGACUUAAAGUCGUACCCAUAACUACCACCAGUGUCCGUGUCCAAUGGAAUGCCCUUGAGACAUCUCUCUGGAAUGGGGAUUCCGCUACCGGUGGCUAUCGGAUUCUCUUCCAGCAGCUAUCAGACUUUCCCGCCGCUCUACAAGCAACUCCUAAACAAGAUGUCAUGGGCAUCAAUCAAGCAUCGAUUGUACUGAGUGACUUGCAGCAAGAUCGAAACUACGAAAUCGUUGUGUUACCUUUCAAUUCUCAAGGAGUAGGUCCCGCAUCUCCCCCAGUAGCAGUGUACGUAGGUGAAGCAGUACCCACUGGUGAGCCAAGAGCUGUAGAUGCGGCUCCUCUAUCAAGCACUGAAGUGCGACUUCGAUGGAAACCACCAAAGCAGAGCAUGCAAAAUGGUGAUCUUUUGGGCUAUAAGAUCUUCUAUCUGGUGACAAGUUCCCCGCAGGAGCUUGAAGAAGGACGAAAGUAUGAAGAAGAAAUCGAAGUAGUAGCUGCUUCCGCAACCUCACACAGUCUUGUCUUCCUCGAUAAAUUCACCGAAUAUCGGAUUCAAAUUCUUGCCUUCAAUCCAGCUGGCGAUGGCCCACGAUCGACUCCCAUCACAGUGAAGACCUUACAGGGACUUCCCGGACCACCAGUUUCACUCCGGUUCGAAGAUAUAACCAUGCAAAGUUUGAAAGUUUCAUGGGAUCCUCCGAAAAUGCGUAACGGGGAAAUUCUCGGUUACCUUGUGACUUACGAGACCACCGAAGAGAAUGAAAAAUUCAGCAAACAAGUAAAACAAAAGGUCAAUGGAAAUAGUUUACAUGUUCAAAAUCUUGAAGAAGAAGUAACCUACACAUUUACGGUACGAGCUCAGACAAUAGACUAUGGACCAGCGGUGAGUGAAAAUGUUACUACCGGGCCACAAGAUGGAUCUCCAGUGGCUCCAAGAGAUUUAAUUCUAUCGAAAACUUUGGCCAAUGUUGAAAUGCAUUGGCUCAAUGGACCAUCCGGACGGGGACCCGUUCUUGGCUAUUACAUUGAAUGCAAGAAAAGAGAAAGAGGUGAACCAGCUUAUAUUUAUGACUCUAGAUGGGAAACAAUAGCACGUUCAACAACAGGUCCAAUGCAAGAUUUUACAGUUAGCUAUCAAAGUCUUCUACCAUCAACGGCUUAUACAUUCCGUGUUAUUGCCUACAAUCGCUAUGGCAUAUCCUUUCCAGUUUAUUCAAAAGACUCAAUAUUAACCCCAUCUAAAUUGCACCUGGAAUAUGGCUAUCUUCAGCACAAACCAUUCUAUCGGCAAACCUGGUUCAUGGUUGCAUUGGCAGCAACUUCAAUCAUCAUUAUCAUCAUGGUCAUAGCUGUGUUGUGUGUUAAAAGCAAAAGUUACAAAUACAAACAAGAAGCACAAAAAACCCUUGAAGAAUCAAUGGCUAUGUCUAUCGAUGAACGACAAGAGCUGGCACUUGAGCUCUAUCGUUCGAGACAUGGAGUUGGUACUGGUACAUUAAACAGUGCCGGCACUCUGGGUCGUGGAACUUUGGGAACAUUAGGAAGAAAAUCAAAUCACCGUCCGCCGCCGGCUUCGACUUUGGGCAAGAGCCCUCCCCGACCAUCGCCGGCCUCUGUGGCCUAUCAUAGCGAUGAAGAGAGCUUAAAAUGUUACGAUGAAAACCCCGAUGACAGUAGUGUUACGGAGAAACCAUCGGAAGUCAGCUCUUCAGAUUCACAGCAUUCUGAAAGUGAAAACGAGAGCGUACGGUCUGAUCCUCACUCAUUUGUGAAUCACUAUGCCAAUGUGAACGAUACACUGCGGCAAUCGUGGAAGAAACAAAAACCAGUGCGAAACUACUCCAGCUACACGGAUUCGGAGCCCGAAGGUAGUGCGGUCAUGAGCCUAAACGGUGGCCAGAUUAUUGUAAAUAACAUGGCCCGGUCCCGAGCUCCACUGCCAGGUUUCUCCUCAUUUGUUUGACAAUCAACGGAGUUUUAAGUUUUUAUCUAUGAUAAGUUUUAUAUAAUUUUUUUUUUAAAUCAAAACAUAAAAUUAAAAAUAACAAAAACAAAAAAAAACAAUUGUGCGACUAUUUAUAACUUUUACAUUUCGUGUAUGUAUGUAUGUUAUGUGCAUGGUGUUAAUGUUUAAGCAUAAUUUUCUUUAAUUAUUAAAUUAAUUUAUAUAUAUAGACACAUUUAUAAAUAAAUUCAAUUGCGAUAUUUUUUUAAGAAGCGAUUGUCCAUCUUUUUCUACUUGUGAUAAAAGAUUUAAAAAUAAAAUUAGAUUUUUUUAUUAUAUAUAAUAUUUUAAUAAAUUGUUUUAUGUUUAAGAAGCAUAAGUUUUAAAUUAAUACCUAAAUUUAAUUUUAUUUAAGUUCCGUCUCAAACUGAAAAUUAUAAAAGAAAAAAAUGUACGAAUUCAUAUCAUUAAUAUUUUAAGUUAGUAACAUUUUUUUCCACUAAGUAUCAUUUUGUGUUAAGUUUAAUAUUUGUUUUUUAACACAUUAAAAUUAAAAAGAAAAACUAAAUAUACUAUACAAACAAACAAAAAGUAUAAAUUAUAAUCUCAAAGUAAACAAAAAAAAUGAAUAAAACAAUCGGAUGUAAAUAUUAGAAAUAAGUUGAAGAGUACUGACGGAUAUGGAUGGUAUAAAGUUCAAAAACAAAAUUCAAUUUUUUAAAAUGUCAAUUAUAAAAAGUCAAUAUUUUAUAAUAAUAAUAGUCCUACUAUAUUUUUUUAUUGCUUUGUAAUAUGAGAUUAUAAAUGUCAAGUUAAGAUUAUACUUUAAAUACACAGUUGGAACUUUUUUGCAAAGAUAUCCUCUCAUCUCUAAUGACUGAACUACUUUAUCUCUUGCUUGAACGUUUACAGUCCUAAUUAUCAACACAAAGGGACAUUAGUAUUCUUCAAGUUUUGGAAAUUCCGUAAUGAACAAUUUUACAAUUUUGCUUAAUGAAAGGAUUUUGUGAUAACAUUUUUUUCGGAAUUUGUAAAAGUUUACGAUUGAGAUUACGGACUGAUUAUAAUGGAAAACUAGUUUUUGUUAACUUCAAUAAUAACGGUACUUUCUAUACAAUUCCUGCCAUACAACCGUUUUUUAUUUUAAAACUAUGACUUCUUCAAAAUAAAUUUUUUAAAAUACUUGAAAUAUUAUAAGAAGUUAAAAUGAUUUAAUGUAAAAUGUGUCCAAUUCAAACACGACGUUAAGACUUGAAGAACUUAAAGAUUAGCUUUUAACUUUGAAGAAUAGAAUAGAAAGAGUCACAGUUGUAAUACCGUGGCAUGGACUGUCAUGCCAGAGGUUUUGGGUUCGAUCCCUGCCUAUGCCAUCUAAAGUUUUUUUUUCACGGGUAUUUCCUCUUGCGAGGAAUUGACAAAUUCUCCAAGAGUUAUUCUUGUCAUGAAAAGUGCUUUCUUAAAUUAUCCGUUCGGAUUCGGCUUAAAAUUGUAGGUCACCUCAAUCCCUGACAACAUUACUCACACACAGGAAUGGUUAAGAGUUGUAAGUCACUAGGCCCUAUUUAUUUUAAUAAGAGUCGCAGAAUUGAAAGCAUCCUCACUAAAUUUCCACCAAAUUUUUUGAUUUAUGUAUGUAAUUUUAAGUCGUGGAGUUAUCGGCUCCAUCACUGGCUCUAUUGCCUUAGAGCACUGUAUAGACGCUUGAUUCCUCCAAAGAAAUAUGAAGAAAGUAGUUACAGUUAAUUUUUGUGGAUCGCACCACUAUAACAAGAAUUUUAUUCUUCAUAGCAAUCAAGGACGUAACUGAUUUUGCAUUAAGGAAAUUACCUACCAACUUUCUUUAUUUGAAAAAUAGGAACUUGGUUUGGCUGGUGGCCAAUACAUAGUUUGUGUUAAAGUAUUAAAAGGGUUAGAGAAUUGCAUCAAGAUUUCUAGUCUAACUAUAACGUGUCCGGACUUAAAGUACUUAAAGAGUAUUUGAAUAAUCAAGUGGUUUAAUUAAUAAAUUUGAAUUAGCUCUUCAUGUAACUAAAAAAGUGUUAUUUAAUAUUUUUUAACAAAUUAUCCAUUAAUUAAAUUGACUUUGAUCAUUGAUAUCAAAUGUUGUCUAUCAAAUUUAACUCAUUUAUGAAAAAUUGUACCCACUCAAUGAAACAAAAUGUAUGUUGGCAAAUUUUCUCUGGGGCUUUUCCAUAGAUUUAACCUGUAACCCCUUGAAACAAAUUUUGUGAAUAAAGAAUUCAGACCCCUAAAGCUUUUGAAUUUAAGUUUGGAAUUUAUCAAUACAAAGUAUUAACAUUAUUACUAUUGUCAAUUAUUUAUCAAUUGAUAAACAAUGACAUUUAAAUCAUUAUUUAUAAUAAUUUCUUUGGUAUUUUGAACUACAAUUUCAAUAAAGUGAAUAAAAUAUUACAAAGGAAUAAAAGUAUUUUAUGAAAAACAAUCUUAUAUCGAUUCUUGUAUCCGUCAGUACUUCAAAAAGAAACAAAUUAAUUAAACUCUUGCGUGUGAUUAUUCAUUUGUUCACAUCAUAAUUUUUCACAUAAACUAAACACUACUUAGAUAGAAUUUAUAAAAUAAAAAAAGGAAAUCAAAUUAUAAGGACAUGUUCAUAAGUAGUAGAAACCGUAGUUCUAAGCAGAAAACUAUUAGGCCAUAUAAUGCAAUCUUAAGUAAAAAUAUACCUACUUAUAACUACAUAAUAUAUAUUUAAAAUACACAGUACAUACUACAUACAUAAUAAUAUGUAGUUAAUUAUAUUGCUUAAUCUACAACAACAAAAAACGACUGAUUAUUGUUUAUGAUAAAAAAAAAGAUACAAAAAUUUAAAUUUGAAUAAUUUUGUAUAUCUUGACACCACGCCUUAAAAGCUAUUUAGUAUUUAUGUAAAUGUAUGUAGGAGUAUUCGAAUUUCCAAACUUUUUCUACAACAACUGUACUGUUUCUAUAAUUAUGACGUAUCAACAAUAUAAACAUUUUUUUCUAAAUCAAAAUUUGAUAAACUACAUCAUCAUCCUGUUGGAAAUUGAUUAUUAUAGAAGUAUUAAUAAAAUACCAGUUGCUCAAAACUAAUAAUUAAAAAAAACAUAAAUUAAUUGUAAAGAGAUUAAUGCAACUUUAUAAAACAGAAGAAAUAUAAAAAAUCAUAACAAAUGUUUGGAACAUUUUUCUGACAAAAUAGCAAUUAAUAAUUUAUAAGAAUUUAAUCUAUAAGUCUAACAUUUUAAAUUAGUCAUUAAGUUUGUGAGUAAGUAAUAAAUUAUAUUGUUAAUGCAAAAGAAAAACAAAAUGAAUAAGAGAUGCGUAAAAUAAACAAACAACAAAAACAUACAUAACUACUUAAUAAAAUGGCAUUUAAAUUUA